AUGGACAGUAACGAGACGCUGUCAACUGGUCUCUCAGUGACGGGCUGGUGCGUCGUGGUCUUCAUCUGCGGAUGCGCCAUCGGCAUGGUCUGGAUCCAUGAACAAACGGGCGGAUUAGCUGCUGAGCCACGGUGGAUCAAAUGGUCGGUGUUUAUCCUGGUCGCAAACUCUCUCACCCUUGCGGCGAUCAUUGGAGAUUUGAUCUGGAGCAAGGCCAUCUCGCCCACGUUGAAAGACUCGGAUGUCUACAAAUGGCAAUAUGUCGUCUUCACUUUGGCCUUCAACAACCUGCUGAUGGUCAGCAGCGCUUUUCACCUCAUACAAAUUGUCAAGCGCAUGCAGGUGACAUGCACCGACAAGUUCCUUCAGACGUACAGAAAGCCCGUCCUCUACUUCUUUGCUCUCGCCAUCACAGCCGAGGCUUACGCAUGCGCUGUCAUACUCGCACAGAUGUUCGAGAUUAACCACCAAGACAAGCUCGACGGACCCAUGUGGAUUGUAUUUCGCGAGUCCGGGAUUGUCAUCCUCUUUGUUGUAUCCGGCCUCAUCUCCCUUGGCUUUGGCAUCAGCGCGUAUGCCGCGCACACUCAGCGCCAAAAGCUGCUUCUCGUGGAGGAGAUUCCGCUCUCGACCACCGGCUCGCACCGUUCGACAGCACAAGACAAGGACAAGCAUUUGCCGGCUACCACCACGGCAAUUGUGGUAGACCUGGGCCAGACGAUGAAUAAAACGGGAGGGAACAAACGGGUGGAAAUCUUACGUGAGAUCCGUCUCAUCGACUCCAUCAUGUCUGUCGUCAUCGGCUUCAUAACGUUGGGCCAUUGGCUGCCCAACUUAGUGCUCCGCUUCGUCGAUCCAAUGAGCCCCGUCAUCUUUAUCUGUCGCUAUCCUGUCGUUGCCUGGUUCUUCUUUUCGGUGAUGCUCUACAUCCUGCUGCCGCUGGCCGUGAACAAGGAGCUAAACGUGUCUCGGCAACGCCGCAAUCGCCGCAGCGCGAUCAGCCGCGAACAGCAGCACAGCGGUCUGCUACCUUCUCCGUCGACCUCUCUUCCCUCGUCGCCCUCGCUCAAUGCUUCUGCUGCUGCACAAGCCGACGAGGCCUCGCUGACGCAUCUCCAGCUGCCCUUGGACGAGGCCGGUCAAGCAGAAGGCUCCACUCGACCUCCUUCUCCACCCCCGUUGAUGCCGAGUCCCAUCGUGCCCGAUCUGGUCGAGAAAUGCAACGAGCUUCGUCGGCUCGAGUCCGAGCACGCCGGGCGUACGGGGAAGAACGAAUCGUUGAACAAAGAUCGGUCUUUUUCGCUCCCUCCACCGCCUCGCAUAUCCUACCGGCAGCGAAUGAGAGCGCAAAGGCGUCGUGAAGAAAGUGCUGCAGCCGCAGCUGCAGCUACGGACACGGGCUCAGCCCCCGUUUCCUCGCCCUCGUCGUCGUCCUCGAAGACGGGAGCAAUGCCGCUCACAUCGGAGGCCCAGAUCCUCUUCUGGGGCGACGUCUUGUCAUGCACGCCUGAGGACGACGAGCCGGCCGAGUACCUCGCCUCGUUUGAGGACGCGGAACAGGCCGAGGCUGAGAGCGACUCGACCCUUGGUUCCUUCUCGUUGCCUUCGAGGAGGUUCAGCAGGCAAGCAGCAGGCGCAAGGCCUCACACGAUGCAGCGGUCCAGCACAUCUGCCGGCUCGGCGUCCUAA
This is a messenger RNA of Acaromyces ingoldii, 1689 nucleotides long. RefSeq lists its product as hypothetical. The coding region runs from base 1 to 1689 and encodes 562 amino acids. The transcript has 5 exons. NCBI's taxonomy places the organism in Eukaryota, Fungi, Basidiomycota, Exobasidiomycetes, Exobasidiales, Cryptobasidiaceae. The record is from RefSeq and is a predicted model, not a curated record.